AGUGUGAGCAGUGAGGGGCAGUGUCCUUAUUAUGGCUGUCCCUCAGUCUGCAGUAUGGGAGGCAUGCUGAGGGCUGCUUCAUCCCUGAUAGACAGAAUAUCACAUGUUGGCUCAGCUCAGAGGACAUUUCUCAACAUGCCUUGGGAUUAAAAUACAAGAUGAACACCUGCACCCAGGAAACUUUCUGACUGCAGCUUCAUUUGAAGGUGGGUCAGCCCCUCUGACAACAACAAACUACAGUUCCCACAUUCCUCAGAUAGGAUGUUUCUGUGGGCAGGAAGUAAAGCAGCAGAUGGAAGAAAUGACCGCAGAUCCAUCUACCAGAAGAUUCGUGAAUAUGAGGUCCUGGACAAGAGGAAAACAGUGACAGCUCUGAGGGCAGGAGAGGACAGAGCCAUACUGCUAGGGCUCAGCAUGGUCUUCUUCUCUGUCAUGAUGUACUUUGUCCUGGGAAUCACCAUACUGCGCUCUUACUCUGACCGUGUAUGGACAGACGAGGCUAGCUGCACUAUUGUGAACUCCACCAUCGUGUGGGACGUUAACUGUUCAUACAGCUGUGGAGCAGAGUGUUGGAAGAGCUCCCGUUACCCCUGUCUCCAGGUCUAUGUGAGCCUCAACUCCUCAGGAAAAGUGGUACGACUGUUGCACAAUGAGGAGACGCAGGACAGCAAUCCUGAGUGCUUCUACACCCCAAAGUGCCACAAGGACUAUACAGCCAUACAUGUCAUAGUUCAGAACAUUUCUGAGCGUCUCAGGUCUCAGCACAUAGUUCAAUGUUUUGUGGACCCUACAGACAGAAUGGACAAUGCCAUCCUGACACAGAUCUACGGUUCGGUCGCCGUCUUUCACUCCCUAUUCUGGCCAACCUGCACCUUGAUUGGAGGAACCAUCAUUAUUGCCAUGGUGAAGCUGACCCAGUAUCUGUCCAUCAUGUGCGAGCGACUAAACCGCAUCAAGAGGUGAAGGGUACUGCUAUAAGUUCAAAAGGAAGUUUCCAUUAUAUGGACAUGAGGACAACCGAAGCAGCAUCAUGGGGCCAAGACUGAAGGACAGGGAGAAGGGAAAGCUGAGAUGAGGUGUGUCUGUGACAGCAGGAAUGUUGGAAAUCAAAGACAUGCAUCAGGGACAAUUUAAAAGGAGCUACACUGAUGCUGGUUCGCAUCUUGACACAUCAAAUGAGACCUGCUUUUGGUCAGUGAAUCAGCUCAGUGAAUCAAAACGAUUUGUACUAAUGUGACAUUCUGCGUCCUGUAGCUUUACAAAGCUAUUUGUUAAAGGAAUAGUUCAACAUUAAAUACGCUUAGCAGCUUCCUUGCAAAGAGUCUGAUGAAAAGAUCAAUACUACUCUCACAUUACAGUGGUUUCAGUCUACUCUUCUACCUUUUGGAAAUAAAAAGCAAAUAAGGUGUAUUUUCUAAAAUGUUAUGCUAUUUCUUUCUACUAUUCUCAGUCAGAUCUUUGAAGUUUGGUACCAAAAUGUGCAUUUCAGCUUUCCUGGGUCCUCUUAAAGGGCCAGUGUGUAAAAUGGGUUGAAAACAGUGACAUCAGUGGUCAAAUUCUAGAUUGCAGGGCUCACUUGCUCACCCCUCCCGUUGGGUAAAUGACGGUGGCCUCAUAGGGACAAAAAGCCUUGCGCACGAGUUUUUCAGGAGUAGGUCUAUCUAGCGAUGAGGUGAAUGUUUAUUUAGAAAUCUAAGUCAUGUUACGAUAUUGUAAUGACCCAGAGCCAUACCUGUUUGAGCC
Messenger RNA from Epinephelus fuscoguttatus (brown-marbled grouper), 1743 nucleotides. RefSeq names its product calcium-activated potassium channel subunit beta-2 (gene s100p). NCBI's taxonomy places the organism in Eukaryota, Metazoa, Chordata, Actinopteri, Perciformes, Serranidae. Gene Ontology annotation, cellular component: membrane; voltage-gated potassium channel complex. Gene Ontology annotation, molecular function: calcium-activated potassium channel activity; potassium channel regulator activity. The record is from RefSeq and is a predicted model, not a curated record. The coding region runs from base 262 to 963 and encodes 233 amino acids. Gene Ontology annotation, biological process: detection of calcium ion; potassium ion transport. The transcript is spliced from 5 exons.